Messenger RNA from Aphanomyces astaci, 2418 nucleotides. RefSeq names its product TKL/DRK protein kinase. Gene Ontology annotation, molecular function: ATP binding; protein kinase activity. The record is from RefSeq and is a predicted model, not a curated record. Gene Ontology annotation, biological process: protein phosphorylation. Bases 122 to 2326 code for a protein of 734 amino acids. The transcript has 4 exons. NCBI's taxonomy places the organism in Eukaryota, Oomycota, Saprolegniomycetes, Saprolegniales, Verrucalvaceae.
GCAGAAUGUAUGCCGAAUGUCCCAAUACUAUUGCCGCCGCGUACAUUGGCGUAAGACAGGCGUCUGAAGGUCCGACUGCGCAGGAGGACGAGAGGCGAAGGCGCAGCGAUAGAGUCUGGUCAUGCCCAAGCAGACAGUGACGCCCUUUGGCAGGGUGCAAAGCCCCGAAGAGAGGGAGACCGCCAUGACCGCCGCCGCAGCACCCCGGCGGAUCGAGUCGUCGCGAAAGCACACGACAUUUGCCACACCAAGAGGUGACCUCACCCCACAUCAUGCAGGUCCUGGCAUUUGCAUGCACACCCCUAUUAGCGAGAAAGACGAGUAUGUGUUCCAAGUGCGCUGCAAAGCCAUGGAAGAAGUGAACGUGAUCCUCAGCCACGACGACAGUGACUCGACGAUGAAAGCACGGCAAGCAGCAGCAUGCGACUCGAUGAAGCAGUUCUUUUGGCGGACAGCGUCGACAAAGGAGAGCACCCUCAUGACAAUGUUCAACUUCUUCCACAACUCCAGGACCGAGGAAUCGUACCAACUAGACGCGAGCCAGCAGUCCAUCAACCAAUCGCAGGUGGUGCUGUUCCUGCUGAUCGUGUCUCGCGUGGCGAUGGCCGUGUGGUGGUUCCACACCAAGAACGACGCGCCCCUUGUGGGCAUGGAGCUCAUCGCCGACAAAUAUGCAGAUCCGUUCCAUUGGAUGUUCCUCCCGUUCGGGCUCGUGGCGGUGCUGCCGUUCCGGUGCUUCAACUCGUGGGGCAAGACCAAGUUGAUUGCGUACUGGAUCCGUCGGUACUGGAAGCACAUUGUGACUGUCAUCUUGAUGCUGUUCUGCGUCGGGUACUUGAUCUACUACAAGAUGGUGCACCGGGCCAUGGCGGACGACUUCCAACGCCGUCAUAGCCAGACCACGUGUGGCCAAGACGCGCCGAGCUCGCUCAAUGGGGUUGCGACAAUGUUCGACCUCGUCACAGAGUCCAUCUCGGGCCUGCAAGACCAUCUGUACAACAUGUUUCUCAUCAACGUGAUCGCCACGUCGUUGGUACUGUGUCUCACGCUCAAGCUGGACUUUCCGCAGGCGGUGCUGGUGCUGGGCAGUUCGUUUCUGUUUUACUUGUUGGACUGGGCGUUGGACGCCCCCGUCAACCACGUGUACCGGGCGUGCAAUUACUUUGUGUUUGCGUUUGCCAUCGUGUUGCCCAUCGUGACGGGGCUCACGGCGUUUUACUUCAUCGAUCGAGAUGCCCGCAUGGCGUUCUUUUCCAAGGUCGACGCCGAGCGGGUGAACACGGCGCUCAAGCAUGGCGUGACCGUGAAUCGUCUGCAGUACCAAACCCUGGGCCGCGUCGGGCCGUUCGAAGAGCAAUUGCUGCUCGAGUUGCUGGCCAAGACCCCUGAAAACGCGCUUAUCCACAACGUGUCGAUUCCAUUCGAGGACUUGACGCUGCAUGAACUCAUGACUGAACAUGCCAAAGGCGACGUCGUGCGUGGCGAGUACACUGGCCUUCGUGUAGCUAUCAAACGGUUGAGUGUGUUGACGCGGGAAACGGUGGUGGAAUUCAAAGCGCACGUCGAGUUGCUGGCGUGUCUUCGGCAUCCGAACGUCGUGCAGUUCAUCGGCGCGAGCUUUGACGCGCUCUUGAAUCUGUGCGUGGUGAUGGAGUACAUGGAGAAGGGCGACGUGUACACCCUUCUGCGGACGCCCAUGGCUCUCGAGUGGAACGACCCGCUGCUGCAGAUCGCCAUCGACGCCGCCCAGGGCAUCGCGUACCUCCACCACAGCAACGUGAUCCACCGAGACUUGAAGAGCGAGAACCUCCUAUGCACGGCCACAUAUGCGUGCAAAGUGUCGGACUUUGGCGAGUCCAAGCAAGUGCAGACGCAAGAGUGCCUCGAGACGAUGGUCGGUACGCCGUACUGGCUCGCCCCAGAGAUUUUGAGGGAGACGCCGUACCAGAACAAGGUGGACUGCUACAGCUUUGGCAUUGUGCUGAUUGAACUCGAGUCGCGGCGGGACCCGUACUUUGACUGCGACGACAUGAGCACGAUUGACAUCAUGAUGCAAGUGGCCAUGGGCACAUUGCGUCCGACGAUCCCGGCGUCGUGUCCGCCGCGGCGCCGCGCACUGAUCGACCAGUGCUUGGCCGACACGCCCCAGGACCGGCCGUCCAUGGUGACCAUCUUGAAGGCGCUGCAGACAGACAUUCGCGACGAAGUGCUGGGGGUGAAUUUCUCCGACCCGCAGCAGAAUCGGCGCCAGUUGCUGCAAAAGCACCAAAUGCUGAAUCGAAGGGGGUUGCACGAAGUGCUCGCGACGACCGACCAACACUCAUAGUAGACAGGCCUCAUAUAAAAAAUCGUAAUUAUUGUGAAUUCGCUAUAAACUUCCAAAAUUCGCCUGGUUUGUCGAAUCAAUAUUGAAUCACG